Messenger RNA from Lacerta agilis (Sand lizard), 1251 nucleotides. RefSeq names its product zona pellucida sperm-binding protein 3-like. Gene Ontology annotation, biological process: binding of sperm to zona pellucida; egg coat formation; positive regulation of acrosome reaction. NCBI's taxonomy places the organism in Eukaryota, Metazoa, Chordata, Lepidosauria, Squamata, Lacertidae. The coding region runs from base 25 to 1188 and encodes 387 amino acids. Gene Ontology annotation, molecular function: acrosin binding. The record is from RefSeq and is a predicted model, not a curated record. Gene Ontology annotation, cellular component: extracellular matrix. The transcript has 9 exons.
CCUUCCUUGUCUUUCUUCAGGAGAAUGAUGACUGGCUUCUGGUGGGCGGCUGUGUUUAUUGAAGUGUUGGCCAUCCAGAUUUUGGCCCAAGGAGAAGGCUUGGCUUCUCCAGACACAGUAGGUUCUAACAUUCCUCAAGUGACAACUGCAGAGCUGGGAUUCUUCAAUAGGAUAUUUCAUGCUGCAAAGGGUCUGGUGUGGAGCAGCGAUGCCAAUGCCACAGAGCCCACGGCAACCACUUUGCCAACGCUUCCUCGCUCCACGGCAGCCAGCGCAGAGCCCCGCGUCCAGCUUCUGCAAGCUGCUCAGGCCAGUGAUGCAAAGAUUAAUUUCUCUCUGAGAGUGUUGAAUGAAGACUUCAUUGUUGCGGCUGAACCUGGGGAGUACGUUGAAGGUGCUUUGAUCCAUCUUGAGGCCAGAGUCCAGGCGAGUCCAGGCCUGUCCCCCAAGCUCUUUGUUGAUGAGUGCUACGGCGCGGAUGCCCGACCCCACGGCCAUUUCAGGAGGGUCUACAUAUUUGCAGAUAAACACGGGUGCCUUUACGGUGAUGGCCCCAAAGUCAGGUGGCUCCGUAGAGAAGACUCUGCAAUGGUGUUCACAAUACCUGCCUUCUUGCUAACCGGCGACUCGGAGGAGAUCUAUAUUCAUUGCCUCCUGUCAGCAUGGAGCAAAGAGACCUCCUCAAGCUUUGGCAAGAAAGCUUGUUACUUUGACAGCUUCUCUUCCAGCUGGAAGAACAUAGAUGAACCAUCCAAGAAUUAUGUCUGCAAGUGUUGCAACAGCUACUGCCCUUUGGAGCCCCCCACUCCUGGAAGCGAGAAAGCAUUUUGGGGUGAAGGAAAGCUCCACAGGAGAGUGGUUGGCCCCUUGAGAGUGCACAAGGAAGAUGUACCUUGGUUUGAAGGGCGAUGCCACACCAUGAAGACGUUCCUGUUGGUGAGCAUCUCCUUUGGGGGCAGCUGUGUGCUGGCGGCCCUCUUCAGCGGGGCUACGAUAGCGCUAGGCCUGGCCGUUCUCCGCUACUCCCGCACCAGCAAAGGCCACAAACCCCUGAAGAACCGCAAGGAGCAGCCGUUCCAGACCGAGCUCCAGCUGGUCCUUGGGGACCUGGCUGUCGACGAAGAGGUGGAGAAGGAAUCGAACAUUGACUACUGCAAGAUCAAGAGUGACACGCCAGAGAAGGCCUAACUCUCUAACCCUUUAAAGCAAAAAUAAAAUGUGUGUUGAAAGCUUUUCUUUUAUCACUGUGUA